UCCAACAACAACAACAACAACUACAAACAAAAAAACUAAAAAAAAUAAAAACUUCUAACUCUUGAUCAAGAAGAAAUUUAACGAAUACACUCUACCCCGCCUUUUUACAAAAAAGAAAAAAAAAAACAUUAACAAGCAAGUUUAGCAAAAUGCGUGAAUAUAAAAUUGUUGUUUUGGGCAGUGGUGGUGUUGGUAAGUCGGCCCUGACGGUGCAGUUUGUACAGGGUAUAUUUGUCGAGAAAUACGAUCCCACCAUAGAAGACAGUUAUCGCAAACAGGUGGAGGUCGAUGGCCAGCAAUGCAUGCUUGAGAUAUUGGACACUGCCGGUACAGAACAAUUCACCGCCAUGCGUGAUCUUUAUAUGAAAAAUGGCCAAGGUUUCGUGUUAGUCUAUUCUAUAACGGCGCAAUCAACUUUUAAUGACCUGCAAGAUUUGCGUGAACAAAUACUCCGUGUUAAGGAUACGGAUGAUGUGCCCAUGGUGCUGGUGGGUAAUAAAUGCGAUCUCGAAGAUGAACGAGUAGUAGGUAAAGAAUUGGGUAAAAGCUUGGCCAAUCAAUUUAACUGCGCCUUCAUGGAGACCUCUGCCAAAGCUAAAGUGAAUGUUGUCGAUAUAUUCUAUGAUCUCGUUAGACAGAUCAAUAAAAAAUCACCGGAAAAGAAACAAAAAAAACCGAAGAAAUCACUGUGUGUUUUGCUUUAAGACAAUACGAAAAGGAAAAAAAAACCAUACACUUGCAAACACAAUCAUGCAUAAAUACAUAUAUACAUCCAUUUGCACUCCCUUUAUGACAUUUGCUGGUAGUUUGGUGGUUAUUGAAAACCUAAAAAAGAUAAAAUUAAAAAAAAAAACAAGAAAACAAAAAAAGAAGAAAAUUAAAAUAAAAUACGAAAAUAAUCUAAACGCAUUAAAUAACUUUUAACCAACAAUGUCAUUCCUUUCCUAUCCCUCUUUUUUGAACACUGUGUGAAUCAUAACUAUUUUCCUUAAGCCAUUGUUUAAAAAUUAAGCAUAAUUAAAGAUUACAUAGGUGUAUGAAUAUCAUAUAUCAUAAGAGCAAACUAAGAAAACAAAAAAUUAAAGUUUCUUAUAAAAAUAUGAAAUAAACAAAUGAAAAACAAAACUAUACAAUUUCCUAAAGAGAGAGAAUCUUUGAUAACAAAAAAAAAAAAAAAAAAAAA
This is a messenger RNA of Glossina fuscipes, 1183 nucleotides long. It is a transcript of the gene Rap1, whose product is annotated as ras-related protein Rap1. The coding region runs from base 150 to 704 and encodes 184 amino acids. NCBI's taxonomy places the organism in Eukaryota, Metazoa, Arthropoda, Insecta, Diptera, Glossinidae. The record is from RefSeq and is a predicted model, not a curated record. Gene Ontology annotation, biological process: Rap protein signal transduction; negative regulation of synaptic vesicle exocytosis; cellular response to cAMP. The transcript has a single exon. Gene Ontology annotation, molecular function: GTP binding; GDP binding; GTPase activity. Gene Ontology annotation, cellular component: plasma membrane.